Messenger RNA from Alligator sinensis (Chinese alligator), 888 nucleotides. RefSeq names its product 5-hydroxytryptamine receptor 1A (gene HTR1A). The record is from RefSeq and is a predicted model, not a curated record. Gene Ontology annotation, molecular function: G protein-coupled receptor activity. Bases 1 to 888 code for a protein of 295 amino acids. The transcript is spliced from 2 exons. Gene Ontology annotation, biological process: adenylate cyclase-activating adrenergic receptor signaling pathway. NCBI's taxonomy places the organism in Eukaryota, Metazoa, Chordata, Crocodylia, Alligatoridae. Gene Ontology annotation, cellular component: membrane.
AUGGAGGGCACCAACAGCACCCGGGUCCGGGCGGGCGGCAACGGCACGGCGCCGGCCGAGCUGGCGCUGAGCUACCAGGUGCUCACGUCGCUGCUGCUGGGCGCCCUGGUGCUGUGCGCCGUGAUCGGCAACGCGUGCGUGAUCGCGGCCAUCGCCCUGGAGCGCUCGCUGCAGACCGUGGCCAACUAUCUCAUCGGCUCGCUGGCCGUGGCCGACCUCAUGGUGUCGGUGCUGGUGCUGCCCAUGGCCGCGCUCUACCAGGUGCUCAAAAAGUGGACCCUGGGGCAGGUCACCUGCGCUAUCUUCAUCUCGCUGGACGUGCUGUGCUGCACCUCCUCCAUCCUGCACCUGUGCGCCAUCGCCCUGGACCGCUACUGGGCCAUCACCGACCCCAUUGACUACGUGAACAAGCGCACCCCGCGGCGGGCGGCGGCGCUCAUCAGCCUCACCUGGCUCAUCGGCUUCCUCAUCUCCAUCCCGCCCAUGCUGGGCUGGCGCACGCCCGCGGACCGCUCCCACCCCCACCCCUCCCCCCCGCCCCUGCCCCUGCCCCUGCCCGGCGAUGCCGGCGGCGCCCCCGGCGAGAGGAAGAACGAGAAGAGCGCCGAGGCCAAGCGCAAGAUGGCCCUGGCCCGGGAGAGGAAGACCGUCAAGACCCUGGGCAUCAUCAUGGGCACCUUCAUCCUCUGCUGGCUGCCCUUCUUCAUCGUGGCCCUGGUGCUGCCCUUCUGCGACGCCGGUUGCUACAUGCCCGACUGGCUGGGCGCCGUCAUCAACUGGCUCGGCUACUCCAACUCUCUGCUCAACCCCAUCAUCUACGCCUACUUCAACAAGGACUUCCAAAGUGCUUUCAAGAAGAUCGUCAAGUGCAAGUUUUGCAGGCAAUGA